Malaya genurostris is the source of this 17709-nucleotide messenger RNA. It is a transcript of the gene Dscam2, whose product is annotated as cell adhesion molecule Dscam2. Gene Ontology annotation, cellular component: axon; plasma membrane. The transcript is spliced from 17 exons. Gene Ontology annotation, molecular function: protein binding. Bases 1306 to 7275 code for a protein of 1989 amino acids. The record is from RefSeq and is a predicted model, not a curated record. Gene Ontology annotation, biological process: axon guidance; cell-cell adhesion. NCBI's taxonomy places the organism in Eukaryota, Metazoa, Arthropoda, Insecta, Diptera, Culicidae.
UCGUUGCGGAGUUCGGUAUUCGAAAUGCCAUCGGGUUGAUGUCCUUCGAGGGUUGGUUUCUCACCAUCGCCAUCGCCGCCACCCGUUUCGUCUGGUUCUGAAGAGUGCUUUGAUAAGCGGCAGUGGAAGAACAAAAGCCACCGAAGAAGAUGAAACAGAAACUGUGGAGUGGAGUAAGCGCCAGCGAGUGAGCGAGCGAGCGAGAAGAGUGAUGGGUUACCGUUGGUGGUCUCGUUCUGGUGGACGUUCGUUUGCAUCCGACAGAAGCUUUUUCCAGGAAGGUUCCUGGGUGCGACUCUGGUAGUGCUAUUUUUUGGGGGUGGAUGGAUGCUGUGCCGUGUGGGAGGGUGUUGCAGUGCCAAGACGUGUGCCAAUAAGAAGAAAAUUGUCUAAGGACAAACCACGGGUGAAAAGCAAAAGUGAAAAACACGAGGAAAGCGCCAAAAUUUGCCCGUCUAUGAACUGCGGAUAUCGUUCCGGUGUGCUGUCGACAUUCGCAAAGGAGGCUGCGACCGGGAAGAGAAAGUGUGUUUGUGCCAGUUUCUGUGCAAAAUUUGGAGACGCUGUGGGUGGAUUUUCCUCGUCUGCGUACUUGUGAAUGAAACUGCAUCCACUGCACUUCUUGAACUGCAGUUUUGGGUUGAGAUAGAGAGACCGCUUGCGAACGCUGGACCAAGAUUUACUGAAAGGGUAGGGGUGGAAAGUUUUUCCUUAAACUCGCUCGGCCGGAUCGAGAAAAAAAAAGUUACUGUUCUCGUGUAAUCGUGUGAUAUUUGUUCGGUCUAUUAGGUGUCUAAAAGUGAAACCAAACGUGCUGGAAUGUCUGAAAGUGAUGUCCGCUUCUUGCGGAAAAUUGUGACCAUUGCAUCAAAGGAAGAAAACCGAAGGCUGAUCAAUACCGGAUGUGAGUGAGUGAGCAAAGAGAGAAAGAGAAAUUAGCUGCCGAUGGUGUGUAUAUUGCGGAUUCGCAUUCGGCCCAGUACUGACAAAUUGGCCAGUGUCAACGGCAGCAGAAGCAGAAGUAGCAGCAGCACCGGCGGCUGUGAAACGGGAAAUUUUAUACCAUACAACGGCAUAUAAAUUAUUGAUUGGACUUCGAUCACACGAGCGCCCCCUCCCCCGGAGCAGAUAGGACUUGAGUGUUGUGCGUGGUUUUACAGUGCAGUGAAUGGGUGUGAAAAAGCAUUUAGUUUCCACGCCAGAAAGAAUAAUUUAUUACUUUGACAUGUGAUCUAGGCCAAGAAAUCAGAUAUACAAGAAACUGGUGAAGGAUUCGAUAAAUAAUCGAAAAUUAUCUAACUGAGAAUGCUGAAGAUAAGGAUAAACGACACGAUGGUUGUGAUGAUUUUACUGAUGAUAUGGACAAAUCUAGGUACCACACACGCAUUCGACUCACAUUUGCGGGGACCCUCGUUCGUAAUGGAACCUCCGCCGCGGUUAGAAUUUUCCAACUCAUCCGGCGGUUGGUUGGACUGUUCUGCGUCCGGAAGUCCACAGCCUACCAUCGAUUGGCUGUCGGUGGACGGAACAUCCGUCGGUGACGUCGGUGGCGUUCGACGGGUGCUCCGGAAUGGCACCCUCGUUCUACUGCCCUUUCCUGCCGCUGCCUACCGGCAGGACAUUCACAGUACAAUCUAUCGGUGCGUAUCGUCGAACACCGUUGGACGGGUUAUUUCCCGAGAUGUACAAGUGCGAGCAGUGGUUGCUCAAGCGUACAAAGUCGACGUCGAAGUGCUGGCAGCAUCCCGAGGCUGUACCGCGAUUCUGCGUUGUGUAGUGCCUAAUUUUGUUAAGGAGCUAGUGCGGGUGGUGUCCUGGGUGCAGGAACCUGCCUUCUACAUUUAUCCAUCGCUGCAAGGCGAUGGUAAAUACCACCUGCUUCCCACUGGCGAGCUUCUAAUUCACAAUCUAGAAUAUAACGAUCGGUAUCCGUCGUACCGGUGUCGGACGAUGCACAAACUGACGCGGCAAGUCGUCACCAGCAGUUCGGCCAAAAUUCGAAUGAACGAGCAACGAGGAAUCGUAUCCCCGAGUGUAGUGGAACACACGUCACAUGUUUCCGUGUCACAGGACGAAGGUGCUGUUCUUCUCUGUGUUGCGCAGGGCUGCCCAUCACCAGAAUAUCGAUGGUACACCCACAAUGGACCGGAACCUAUCUCCGUUUCGUCCGGACCACGGAUACGACUGCUGGGCCCGGUACUGGCCAUCGAAGCCGUUACUAGCGAAGACGGUGGCGUUUACAAAUGUUCCGCAUCGAAUGCCGGCGGUGAGGCGAGUGCCGAUUUGCGACUUACCGUUUCCACACCGAUUCAUGUUGAGAUAUCUCCAAACGUGCUAAGUGUUCACAUGGGCGGGACGGCUGAGUUCCGUUGUCUGGUAACGACGAACGGUUUGAAUGCCGGUCCGCAGCACAUCACCUGGUUCAAGGAUGGCCGUCAGCUGCCCAGUUCGGGUCGGGUCGGUGACACACUGCAGGUAACCGGUGUGACCCGCGAGGACAAGGGCAUGUACCAGUGCGUGGUUCGGCGACAGGAGGGAGAUUCCUUUCAGGCGUCCGCUGAGCUGCAAUUGGGAGACGCUCCACCAUCCCUGGUGUACAGCUUCAUAGAACAGACGCUGCAACCGGGACCGGCCGUGUCACUCAAAUGUUCCGCCCAGGGUAAUCCGACGCCGCAGAUCUCAUGGACGCUGGAUGGAUUUCCGCUGCCAACCAAUGGAAGGUUUAUGAUUGGCCAAUACGUUACAGUACACGGAGACGUGAUAUCACACGUGAACAUCAGCCACGUUAUGGUCGAAGAUGGUGGAGAGUAUUCAUGCAUUGCCGAAAACCGUGCUGGCAAAACUUCACAUUCAGCCCGGUUGAACAUUUACGGACUGCCGUAUAUUCGUUUGAUUCCCAAGGUCACUGCGGUAGCUGGACAAACCCUGUAUCUGAAAUGUCCGGUUGCCGGUUAUCCAAUAGAGGAAAUCCACUGGGAACGGGGAGGCCGCGAAUUGCCGGAGGACAUGCGUCAGAAGGUUCAAUCCGAUGGGACGCUCGAAAUCAAGGAAGUCCAAAAAUCACUGGAUUCCGGUGUGUACACAUGCUGGGCACGGAACAAACAAGGCCAUAGCGCCCGACGGAGCGGUGAAGUGACUGUUAUAGUUCCUCCCAAUAUCGAGCCAUUUUCCUUUCAAGACGGUUUGGCCGAGGGCAUGCGAACGCGUACGGUGUGCGGCGUAUCGAAGGGCGAUGCACCACUGUCUCUGAAGUGGCUUAAGGACGGUGAACCACUGUCCUCACUGCUUGGGGCCAAUGUGUCCACUCUCGAUCAGUACUCGUCCCUCCUCAAUAUCCCCUCCCUCUCAGCGGCACACUCCGGCGAUUAUACCUGCGUCGCCAGCAAUCCGGCAGCCGAGGUGAAGUUCACUGCGUCGUUACAGGUAAAAGUUCCGCCUCGUUGGAUUGUGGAGCCGACCGAUGUGAGUGUAGAACGGAACCGCCACAUUACUCUGCACUGUCAGGCACAGGGGGUUCCCAUACCAACGAUUCAGUGGAAAAAGGCAACAGGGAGCAAAUCGGGAGACUACGAGGAGGUUAGAGAGCGACCCUACACAAAGCUGCUGACAAACGGGUCACUGCUACUGCAGCACGUGAAGGAAGAUCGAGAAGGCUUCUAUCUCUGUCAGGCUCACAACGGAAUUGGGACAGGAAUUGGGAAAGUCAUUCAGCUGAAAGUUAACUCUUCACCAUAUUUCUCCGGGCAGUCCAAGAUGGUAACAGUUAAAAAAGGAGACACCGCCAUCAUGCAAUGUGAAGUCAAAGGCGACAAGCCAAUCAAUGUAGUCUGGCUACGCAACGGUAAACAUGAGCUUAACCCCUCAACCAACUAUCGAGUUUCUAUCAAGCAAGACGCAACACCGGAAGGAAUACACGCUGAAGUGCAAAUUUCCAGCGUGGAAAGCAGUGACAGUGGAGCGUACUUCUGUCAGGCUAGUAAUCUGUACGGCCGUGAUCAACAGUUGGUUCAGCUGCAGGUUCAAGAACCGCCGCAACCACCGUCAUCACUGGAAGCAUCGAUGGUGGCGAGCCGGGCGGUGAAUUUAAAAUGGCAACCUCGGGGCGGUGAUGCCGCCGAAGUGUCAAAAUACAUCGUAGAAUACAGAGAAAUUGACCGUCAAUGGAUGUACAUGGAAAUAUCAGACCCACCGCAAUACUCAGCAAUGAUCGAAAACUUGAAGCCCGCUACCAACUACAUGUUCAGAGUGAUAGCCGAGGGACCAGCUGGAAGAAGUUCACCUAGCCAGGAACUGUUCAUCAAAACGGAACCUCAGCGACCGGCUGGAGCUCCAUUAAACCUUUCAGCAAGACCAAUCUCAUCAACCGAAAUUCUUGUCAACUGGAUGCCUCCGACUUACGAGCUUAGACACGGUGAAAUUCAAGGAUAUAACAUAGGUUACCGAUCGAUGCACACCAACUCAAACAGUUAUAAUUUCACCUCGAUAUCCGGAGACGGCGAAGAUGGUACCGGUGAACUUCUGCUGGGAAACCUUGCUAAAUAUACUCGAUAUACGAUAGUUUCCCAAGCAUUCAAUCAGGUAGGACCGGGCCCACUAUCGGAACCCGUCACAGCUCAAACCAUGGAGGAUGUUCCCAGCAAGCCACCGGAAGAUAUACGAUGCGCUGCCUUGACGUCCACCUCCAUCCAGGUAUCUUGGCAACCACCACAAGCUCAUCAUACGAAUGGUUUACUCCAGGGCUACAAAGUGUUCUACGAAUCUGCCUCGGAGGAAUCCAUCAGUAACGGAGACAUGGAAACUCGCAAAACCACUGCCCUCACUAUACUUCUUACGAGUCUUAGAAAAUUCUCCAACUACAGCGUCCAGGUUCUCGCGUACACAAGGAUGGGUGACGGAGUCAUAUCGCCUUCUGCCUUUUGUCACACCGAAGAAGAUGCCCCGGAAGCUCCCGCCGACAUCAAAAUAGCCAUCAGCUCACCGUCUUCGCUGUACGUAUCGUGGCUACCACCGAGCGAACCGAAUGGAAUAAUCACCAAGUACAACCUGUACGUACGAGCCGUCAACGGUCGCGAAGAGCUAAGCAACGACAAACGUAAUCUACUGCCCCAUCAACACUACUUCGAAUCGAAACAGCUGCAAAGUCACACCGAAUACCAGUUCUGGGUGUCGGCAUCGACUCGCGUGGGGGAAGGAAAAAGCACUCGUGUUGUGUCGCAAAUGACAUCCAAUCGUGUACCGGCAAAGAUUGUCUCCUUCGGGGGAUUAACAAUCCGUCCGUGGAAAACGUCAGCAUCGCUGAACUGCAUGGCCGUUGGGCAACCCCGACGAGAAUGGUUCAAGGGUGAUAUUCUGCUUCGUUCGGGAUCGCAUCACAACGUGCAGAUACUGGAUUCUGGUGAGAUUAUCAUCACCAUGCUACAGACAACCGACACCGGCAACUACACUUGCCAAGUCGACAACGGUGUUGGAACUGAUCGACUAACGCACAAUCUACUAGUUCAAGUUCCUCCGGGACCGCCGGUCCUGUACGUAACCAGUGCUACCUCCAGCAGCAUACUACUACACUGGAAGAUUGGCUCAACCGGGAACGCACCGAUAACUGCUUUCUCACUGCACUAUCGAAGAGUUCAUGGAAACCUGGAAGAAAUGCAACUUUCCCGGCACGCGUCCAGCCACGAGCUGAAAGGAUUGUUCUGUGGUAGUACCUAUCAAGUGUACCUAGUUGCUCAUAACAAAAUAGGUUCCUCAUCGGCCAGUACUACACUGAACGUUAAGACGCAAGGGCAGCCACCCGGAAUUCCAAUAGCCUCAGUACUGAUUGCACCAAACUCUACAUCUGUGGUUCUGCGACUCAACGGCUGGCCCGAUAACGGAUGUCCUAUUUUGUACUUCGUUCUACAGUACCGUUCAAUCUCCAACAAUCUGGAUGACGAAUGGCAUUUAGUGUCGAAUGCUUUGAAACCGCAGCGCAGGUUUACUCUAUCGGGACUACUUCCAUCCACACUGUAUCAGCUAAAGAUGGAAGCGCACAACGUGGCUGGUUCAACGAGCUCCGAGUACACUUUUGUAACUCUAACGAAAGAUGGAGACCCACCUCCGCCAGAUCUAGUACAAAGAGGACAACGUUCUCAAGUUUUCUACAACAAUAUUCAGCUGCUAAUACCGAUAAUCAUUACAAUUACGGCAACCAUCAUCUGCAUUGCCUUCACGGUAGUUUGCUACAAAUAUCGUGAGUAUAUUGUUCUGUUCUGUUUUGGUAUCGGCUCUGAGCCGCCUCGUUACUUCCCAGGCCAACGUGGUCGUGAACGGAAGGAUACGAUGGACGGCAACCAACAGAGCACGGAUGCCCAGCGUGAUCGCUAUUAUGCCACCAUCCACAAGGUGGCACUGCAAGCAGGCGAUAAAAUUCCAGAAACCUCCGAGGACAUUUCACCGUACGCCACAUUUCAACUCUCAGAAGCAAGCACUCUUGCUCAGCCUCAUCACAGCGGUCCGACUAAUACAUUACUACACUCCUUCAUGUACCACGAACGUGCCAUGACCGAGGGAUGUGCUUCACCUCCACCCGCAGCGGUACUGAGACAACUUCAUAAUCAGUCGCCUUACUAUAAUAUCAACUCAUCCAAAGGUCGGCGGAGACAUUCACGUAAAACAGAACCAGAAAGUGAAGAAUCAGACUCCGAUCAAGAUCAACUGACAUCGAGUCGGACUGAAUCAUCGAAUCAGCUCGACGCCAAGAUCAAGCACAGUAAGGAUGAUCUGAUACAACGAAGCGCCUGCGGAGAUGACGACCUCGUCUAUAACCAGCAUUUCAUGCGUUCCAUUCCAGGUCUUAUCUAUCACGGCACGCAAUCUAGUACUUCGUCCGACCUGUCGCCGAUGUCCGAACAAAAAUCACUACCUCGUCGUGGCAGAUCAAGGGGAACUAUGAGAUCCUUACUUACACCACUACAUUUACCCGACAAUACACCGGGAGGCGGUGGAGGUCCACUGUUCCACCAGAUGCCGAUCGAGAGUGGCACGCCGGACCGGCUGGAGCUGUCGGAGGCCGAGUGCGACAUCGAUACGAUCAAGAAGCUGAAACUGGGUAUGCGUUCGUCGCUGUGGUCGCGUCCUCAGCAGAACAAUAGUGCGAUCAUCGCCAACAGUGGCCUAGGCGGUGUUGGCACCGGAGGUAAUGGUGGUGGUGGUGGAGGCAUAGGAGGAGGAGGGAAUGUUGGUCCCGGAGGCCAAGUCCCGGGCGGACACCCGUCAGACUACUCGAUCGCGGUAUAAAGUUGAUCCUAAUAUUUAUAGUAACGACUGGGUGCAUCUAAUGCAUUUUUACGGACGUGUUUUUAUUCUGCAGUAAGUUCCAGCGAUGGCUAAAAUGUGUAUUUACAAUGGAUUAUGUAAAGGACUCGUCCCUCAGAUCAACGGACUGUCAAGCAGGAUACUAGAGGAAAUUACUAUAAACAAAAAACUUCGAAAUAUUUUUUUUUCUUUAUUUUCCUUUUCGAUGACUGACUGAAGGCAAAGCAUAUUUGUCAUUUUAGACGAGACAUAGAUUUGUGAUCCGCUAGUAUUUUGUAUUGAUCAAUCGAGAUAAAAGUGAUCACAACAUGUCGAUAGCAAAUUUGGCAGAACACCAAAUCCGUUCGCCAAAGAAAUUCUUGUUAAACUAAGACAGUUUCUUCCGGACGUGUAAAAGAAGCUCCGGCUAGUAUCGGAAACUCCUAUUUCUAUUCAGUGUCAGUCUUGCUAAUUCUAAGGCUGUGAACCAUUUCGCGGUUAAUUUUAACUUUUGGUUGAAUUCUGACACUUGAGUGGUUAUUUUGUGUCGAGUAGUUAAAUUUUACUAAAACUGCGGCCCAUUUCAAAAUUUGACGGACGGAAAGUUUUUUGGGUUUAUUUUCCACUGGAAAUAAUUUCAACUAAAGGAUUAAUAUUAGAAUUUGCAUUGCAAGAUUUUUUUCAGUGCCGGAAAAUAACCAUCGAUCUGUCAAAAAUAAUCAUGCUCUCGAGCAGGGUUAUUUUUGACAACAUCAAAUUAACUGCUCGAGUGUCAUAUUUUAACCAAAAGUUAAAAUUAACCGCGAAAUGAUUCACAGCCUAAGUCUCAAUAGGAUCUUAGUACGAGUCAUGCAAUGAUUUUAUAUCUUAAAAAUAAACCGCCAAGUCUAUUGGAACUGAAUGGUUUUAUUACACAAAAUAAAUGUAAUACCAAGACUUUGCUUAGUAUGAUGAAUGAUGCAUCGUCUAUAUUUGACGACAGCUUGAUUUGAAAUGCUGAGCCGAUUCCGGCAUCAUUUUCUAAUAGGGUUUUGGUCGUGUGUUGUAUAGCGUUUCCAGCCGACUCCAGCCUUCUGCUCGCUAUGCUGAUGUAUUUUGGGGUUCUCUAAACUCAAGAAAUUAUUAGGUGAGACCGAAGCUAGACCGGACACGGGGUUACCCGAACAGCUUAAAUAUCUAAUAAACCUGCAAUUAUUCCGAUCCAUGGAUUGACGUUUUGAAUGCACUUUCGUGUGACAGACAGAAACCAGUUCGCUGGAGGUUGAGGCGUCAGUCUCACGAAAAGUAGAAAUUAAAGUAAUCUCAAUAUUUAACACCCCAUUGUAUUUGUUCUUAAUUUUUGGAUGAAGCUUUAUAGUCUGGUUUUGCCCCAUAACAAGUCCGGUUUAGCCCCGCGGUUUCUGAAAUCAGUGUUGGUGAUUGCUGAAAAUUUUACAGAAGCUACUCAAUUUUAUCUAUAUUGUAUACAACAUUUUCAAUCCGGUAGAAGAUGCUACAAGAAUUCGAGUCUCUCAAUGCAUGAACCUCGAGAGAAUUUUUCUACAUUUCUUCGCUCCACUUCAUACUCUGAGUAUUUCAUGGCCCUUAAAAAAAUUUCAGUCUGAUUAUAGCAGCCCUUACACGUGACAAUAUUAUUGUCAAUCCAAAGUAUUGUCAAUACCGUCAAUCCAAUUGACUUGGUAACUUGAGUCCACAUUUUUCGAGAAAAUCAAGUGUUUGGAGCUUCAAAUAUUGCAAAUGAACAUUGAAAUAUUGAGAGAUGAGUUCAUUGCACAUAUUUGGCAGUUUCCUCUCUGGAGAGAAAGUAUUGUUGGAUUGAUGAGCAGUUUUGAUUUUUUGACAAUAUUUUCGUCAAUCCAAUGAAGUUUCCAUUACACGAUCAAAAGUAUUGUCAAUACUCCUUGUAUUGACAAUAAUAUUGUCUCGUGUAAGGGCAGCUUAUGAUCGCCGCUGUGUGGAAUUUACCAAGAGAGAAUCGCAAGUUGACAAUUAUCGCAGAAAAUCUAAUCGAUGAUUCGACUUGAUGAUUCUCAUACUAGGUUGCAAUAUUUAAAAACCCUUGUGUGGAGCAUUCACAUACAUUUUCAUAGACACAAAUUAUACAAAGGUUAUAUGCACAUAGUUAGAAUAAGCGGCAAUAGUAAAAUGAUUCUAUCGCAAUUAUCCACUGCCCAUAAGCCGCCCUUACACGUGACAAUAUUAUUGUCAAUCCAAAGUAUUGUCAAUACCGUCAAUCCAAUUGAUUUGGUAACUUGAGUCCGCAUUUUUCGAGAAAAUCAAGCGUUUGGAGCUUCAAAUAUUGCAAAUGAAUAUUAAAAUAUAGAGAGAAGAGAUUAUUGCACAUAUUUAACAGUUUCUCUCUGGAGAGAAAGUAUUGUUGGAUUGAUGAGCAGUUUUAGCAGCCCUUACACGUGACAAUAUUAUUGUCAAUCCAAAGUAUUGUCAAUACCGUCAAUCCAAUUGGCUUGGUAACUUGAGUCCGCGUUUUUCGAAAAAAUCAUGCGUUUGGAGCUUUAAAUAUUGCAACUGAAUAUAGUAACAUUGAGAGAAACGGUCAUUGUACAUAUUUAACUGUUUCCUCUCUGGAGAGAAAGUAUUGUAGGAUUGAUGAGCAGGUUUGAUUUUUUGACAAUAUUUUCGUCAAUCCAAUGAAGUUUCCAUUACACGAUCAAAAGUAUUGUCAAUACUCCUUGUAUUGACAAUAAUAUUGUCUCGUGUAAGGGUCGCUAUACAGAAUCGGAUCGCGAAACGAGAACAAGCGACCGUAUGUUGCUUCAGAGAGAAUCCCCACAGCAGCGUGCUAGCCGUUGAUUCUCAGACGGUUCACCGAGAGAAAUUCGCUCUCGCACUAGUGUCUAUUCUAUGUUAAAUGUACCAUGCCGGUUUUUUUGUUGUUGCGAUGAUUUCCGAUUCUAUUUGAUGACACUGAUUCAAUCGUGGAAGAGUUGCGAGCGAGCGUUCUUUGAUACGAUAAAAGCCAUCCUUGUCUGAAAUAUUAAAUUUCGGGUUAUUCACUUCCACGUGACUUGGUAUGAAAACUAAUGCAUAUUUUUACAAAUCACAAACUGGGAACUGUAACGGAAGGUUGAGUCUACCCAACGGUAGAGAUAACUUGGGUAAAAACCUAGUUGUAAUGGAUGUUUUUUUUUUCAAUUUCCAAAAAGUGUCCGUUGUAGCCCCGGUUUUCCCUAUAUUAUGAAAACUUUUCGUUAAAUAUUUGAGUCAGUUAUUAAUGGAUAAUUUCAAACAAACGGCUUUAUAACCAAAAUAUUCUCAAGUAAUUACAUACAUAUUUCCAUACGUAUGAAAAUUGAUAAACAUGUCCUAAACGAAAUUUUUUAUUUAUGUUCGUUCGGUGUUACGAGCAAAAAUUGGUUAAACAAGAAUGUUUGUAAAACGAUCAAACUUUCUAUCGAGUUCUUCUUUCAAGCUCAAUACAUACAUAAUCUAGAAUAAGUAUUCCGGCUCCCUGUCACGACGCCAUCUUGAUGAGAUCUAAAUCGGAACUUCAAAAUCAGCUGAUUGCAACGUAAACAAACAAACAGUAAUGCAUUUGUUUAACGCGUUUACCUUGUUUAGUGCACGAAAAUUAGUGAAUUUUGUGUCGACUCUUUCACAAUAACUUGUCGGUUUACCUAAAAUACAACAGAAAGUGUUUUGGGACAUUAAGUGGAAAUAAUUUUCACAAUUUGAGAGUCGCGAUGAGUAUCAAAACAUCGCAGUGUUUGGGGCUCGAAACGCGAGGGGCUCAACGUAAUCGGUAUACUUUCAAAUGGCUGGUGCUCACAUACCGGUGUCAGAUGGCUGAAGUAUUCACUCAAGCUUUUUUCUUAGCAAAUGCGAAUUACUGGGUCUUUCGUUUGACACCUUCCAUCUAGUUCUGCACCGACUCCUUGGUCACCUUCCCCGCCGAAGGAUAUGAAUUUACAUAAACUGCAUUUCGCUGACAACUGUCAUUCGCGUCUUAUUGAGGGUUCACUAGACGACGGCCUACACUGAUAAAAAUUUGCACGAUCGAUUCAUACUCAAAAGCACUUCAAUUUUAUAUGCUUUUUCAUUUCAAUACAUAACCAAAGUUAUUUGUUUUUAGAUUUCAUGUGCAAAUUCACUUAGAUGCAAGAUUAGCUUAUUUUUCACUUAGUUUUGAUGUGUUUUUCCCUCGGAUGUGAUUUGUUUUGCUAUUGAAUCGAGCUACUUUUGUUAAACACUUCAUUUUCAAGUGGGAAUGAGUACAGCAUAAAUGUAUUUGCAAAUCACUUGAUUCGGUCAACCGUGUUUCAAUUGAAAUCUGUAGGGAAAACAAUGUGACUUUCAUAUGAAAUUCAUGUUGGCUUUCAAACGCAAAACUCAAAUUUCUCCGCGCCUUCUAUGUUUCACAUUAUGGGCCAAGAAAACGAUGAAGUUAGCAAAUUAUUACAUAGAGCAAUAUAAGAACCCUCUUAAAAAACGCUCAACGGUGGUCCAUCGUUGGUUCAAUACGUUGGAUCGUUGCUCCAAUGGAAGUCCAAUCAAUCGUUCAACGGGAGUCCAACACGGGUCCUUCGUUUGCUGAUUUUGAAACAAACCGUUGAACCGAAUGCAAUUUUUUUCGUUCAACAAACCCGGCCAUCGUUCAGCCAUUUUUAUUAUGAGGAGUUGGAGCCCCGAUGGACUAGUUUCACUAGAGAAUUUCCGAAGUUUUUUCCACUUUUUUUUUAAGCUAACACUACAUACCUGUACAAUACUUCUACUUCACGUAGAGUAACAACAAAUUUUCUUUCUAUAUAAAGGUAACAUCUAAUUUCCACACUAUUUUUGCAAGCGAAAAAACAACAACAAACCGUUCCAGCUAACUGAACGAAUAUUACGUGCAGUAUGUCGUUCAACGAGCGCUCAACGACCAACAAAAUAGAACGGCCUGCUGAGAGGGAAUCGAGUAUUAAAUGCGAAAGUAAAGGGUGAUUUUUUAAGAGCUUGAGAACUUUUUUAAACAAUAAAACGCAUAAAAUUUGCAAAAUCUCAUCGGUUCUUUAUUUUAAACGUUAGAUUGGUACAUGACAUUUACUUUUUGAAGAUAAUUUCAUUUAAAUGUUGACCGCGGCUGCGUCUUAGGUGGUCCAUUCGGAAAAUCCGCUUUUUUAUCGACAAAUUUUGUUCAGCGAUGAGGCUCAUUUCUGGUUGAAUGGCUACGUAAAUAAGCAAAAUUGCCGCAUUUGGAGUGAAGAGCAACCAGAAGCCGUUCAAGAACUGCCCAUGCAUCCCGAAAAAUGCACUGUUUGGUGUGGUUUGUACGCUGGUGGAAUCAUUGGACCGUAUUUUUUCAAAGAUGCUGUUGGACGCAACGUUACAGUGAAUGGCGAUCGCUAUCGUUCGAUGCUAACAAACUUUUUGUUGCCAAAAAUGGAAGAACUGAACUUGGUUGACAUGUGGUUUCAACCAGAUGGCGCUACAUGCCACACAGCUCGCGAUUCUAUGGCCAUUUUGAGGGAAAACUUCGGAGAACAAUUCAUCUCAAGAAAUGGACCGGUAAGUUGGCCACCAAGAUCAUGCGAUUUGACGCCUUUAGACUAUUUUUUGUGGGGCUACGUCAAGUCUAAAGUCUACAGAAAUAAGCCAGUAACUAUUCCAGCUUUGGAAGACAACAUUUCCGAAGAAAUUCGGGCUAUUCCGGCCGAAAUGCUCGAAAAAGUUGCCCAAAAUUGGACUUUCCGAAUGGACCACCUAAGACGCAGCCGCGGUCAACAUUUAAAUGAAAUUAUCUUCAAAAAGUAAAUGUCAUGUACCAAUCUAACGUUUAAAAUAAAGAACCGAUGAGAUUUUGCAAAUUUUAUGCGUUUUAUUGUUUAAAAAAGUUCUCAAGCUCUUAAAAAAUCACCCUUUAGUUACUAACAUAGUAAUUUUUCUUUAAACAAACCUACGGAAUGGGUAAAACUUUUGCAUUCAUUCAACUUGUUCAUAAAAAAUAAAGAAUUUCUUCAAUACUUAACUAUAUUUAGUUAUUGAUGCUAAAUGAGGUUAUGUCAUCAAUUUUCAUAAUCGAAAUUGAAGGUGUUAACAAAUGGAAUGGUGGAAUAAACGGCCAGACCAAUUAUUUCAGAACGCAUUUAUUGAGUUAAGUGUAUAUUUUCAUGAAUUUCACGUGUUCUACAUGUAGUGAUAAUUCCAAUGCUUUGCACAUGACCCUAGCGUACAAAUUAUUUUCAGUGUACUAUUAUUCUUUAAUGUGGAGCUCAUUCAUGUUAGAAGGGUACCGGUUGUGAUGUGAAUGACUCUCACCAAACAACAGGAACAGAUGGACUUCCACAUGAGAUAUUUCUUUGAGAUUUGAACCGAUUAAUGUGUUUGGAAAACUCUCCGACUGGGAAGCCGUUUGAAGUCCGCACACUAAGAUUAAAUUCCAUUGUUCGGUAAUUUUUUUGAUGAAAACUUUCGGUAAUCAAUAGAAAUUACCGAUAUUUCAGUGUAUGAACGUCAUUUUACAAAAAUUAUGCAAGUUUUUACCGGACGAUCAGUUUUCAUUACAGAGUUCUGUAAAUAGAUAUACAAUUCAUGCGAUAAAUCUGAAUAGUCGCCGAGUACGGUUAAACCCAUGCCGUCCGUAUGGUAAAAUAAUCUUCCAAUAACCGAACUUCUGUAAAUACUAAUUGUCGUGAAAACUGACUGUCAAACAGUUGAUCAAAUUUUCAGUAAGUGUCUUUUUAUUAAUCAAAUCAAAAUCUUGUAGAGUUCAUCGAAUGGAUUGAGGUACAGGUGCUAACGUUUUUAAAACAUUAGAAUCACUAAAAACAUGUUGUUUCCUUAUAGGCAGAAAAUAAUUUUGUAUCACUUAUCCACUUGCUGCCUACACAAAUCGUUCAAGGGUAAUUUCUGGUGGACUCGACGGAUUGUGCAGUGUUUUGGAAGGUACUCAUAAUUCCGGUCAGCCAGAACAUUUGACCUUUUUUCGUGGAAUAAAACCACGAAAAAACUUUCUUCAUUCGUUUUUGUGAAUAUGUGUAGUUUUCUAAAAUCCGAAAAUAAAAGAAUUUUAACCAAAGGAAAAUAUAAAAAAAAACAAAAAAUUACCGAACAAUUAGUUAGACCCAUUUGGUUUACGCAGUUUUCGGUAGUUGUUUGACAGUUCAGCAAUUACCGAACGAUCGGCAAUCAAUUCAAUUACCGAACUGAAUACCGAACGUUCAACUGUUGAAAAUUUGGUAAAAAAUUACCGAAUUCUGCGAAAUUUUCUAAGUAUGUGUCUUUACGCAAUAUCCAUCAUCCAGUAUCAAUUACUGGCUUAGAUGGUUUUUACUCGAUCUAUGAUUUCUGGCUGUCAACUAACGUGACAGUGAUUUGGUUACAUUCAACUAUACCAAAUGUGAGUAGAUCGAAUUUUCGCUAUGCACGCGUUGCCCCUCUUACUUCAAUACCGUGUGAAAAGCUUGUUUUCUGAAUUGCUGAAUUAGUAAGAUUAGAUUAGUCUAAAUUGGAAUGUUCUUUUAUGAAAAUAUACCAUUUGUAGAAACACAACAACCACUCACGUGAACUAAACACAUUACUUCGGAUUCAAUUUUAAUAAACUUGACAUUUGCCUCUAGCUAAAAAGUGAUGUGCAUCACUCUCUAGUUAUUCAUGAUCGCUGGGUUUACAUGAAUUAUCAAGUAGCCAUACCACUCUCCAUCCUUUUACUGUUGACAAUUUAUCCCGGAAAGUAACGACCAUAAAAUGAUUGAUGUACAAAUCUGCAUGCAAUAAUUUACACUUAUAUUUUUCCAUGCGAAAACGAAUCGGACCGAUGACUUUCCUGAAAAUCUUACAAAUUUCAAAUCUCUGCUCUCUCCUAUCUAUUCAUUUAGAAUAAUUUGCGAAUAUUUCUGAAUGCACACUCGAUUAGUAUUCUGUUUUAAACAAAUUUAACUUUGAGUAAAACUAUAUUCAUAUGAUGAACAUUAACAUUUCUCUUACAAUUAGUCAGAUCUUUAGUCCCAGUCCCAAUAUUACUACUUUGCUUUCAGUCAGCCUUUUGAACAUAGCUACACAACAAGACCAAACUAAAAAUGAACUACAAAAGCUAAUCGGUGUCAAACUACUACGAGUACCAAAAUCAAAACUAAUGAAAGGAAUACUCCUCAGAAACGUCUGAUGACUGCAAAAUCUGUUGAAGCAUACACACAUACAUGGCCAAAUACAAUUAGGAAAACAGAAUGGUUAUAAGUAAUCAAAAUUAUUUUAAGUCAAGUUUGUAGAUAAAAUUUUAUACUAUAAAGUAAAUAUAUACAACCGUUUGAAUCUGUGUACAGAAAGAGAUCCCGAAACGAGAGAUUCUUGUUUCACCCUGUUAACAUUUCAUUCAAUUCAUUUUUCGAAAUUUGUUCAGCCAUGUGCCAAAACAGUUAUUUUUCGUAUUGAAUAUUUUUAUACUCAAAGAUCUACUAUAAUCACCUCAAAAGUUUAUGAGCCAAACCCCAGUUACAAGCAAAUGCUGGGCUAGUUUUAUCGACUCAAACCAUUGGUUAGUUUCCACGUCAGACGAUCGAUUCAGCAAAAACAGCAAAUCCAAACAACAUCAGUAUUUGCUAAAAUUUUGUAUCUGUGUAUAAAGACUGAAUUUUCAUUAAUACAUCUUAAACUAUUAGGCAACAGAAUAGAGAGAAUAGCAAAACCAAACAAAAAUAUUAUAGAAUAAAUAUACUAACAAAGGUGUAGGUGCGUCAAAUCAGGUUCAAACGUCAAAUGUUAAAUAAAACGCAGCAAUCGACAAUGAGAUAGCGAACAAAACGGAACGAGUGGAAAAAAGGAAGCCGGGUAAAGCAGCAUGUGUGUAUACCAAUCAAAUUUACAAAAUGGCCGACAACUAUAUGGCCUCACCUAGUCAGCAAAUAUGCGAACAACGGUUUAAUAAUAUUUUUAAACGAUUGAUAGUUUGUAACGUUAACUAGUUAAAUAUUAAGCAUCCUGUUUUACCCGCAGCUUUUGCGAUAUAUAACGAAAUUUUGUUACAUUUGACGUUUAUUCUAAACAGUUAGUGCGAUCAGUUCAGCGAAGCAUUGCUACAUUCCGCAACUUGACUGUUUGGUUACAGUGAAUUAAAAAUCAGGAAUUUAAUUGAUAAUGAAUAAAUUAUGCAAAAAAAUAGACAAACAGAAACCUAUAAAACGCUAGUCACUACAAAACGUAUUAGAUACAAAUAAUUAACUAAAUCAUCAACGAACUGUACGAAUUUAAUGAGAAUGAUACACAAAACCAUACACACUAAAUGCAGCAAGUAUUAUUUUCCGUAAGACUUUUUUUACAAACAUGAAUAACGAACGCAACACACAUUUAACAAAAGAAAAAAAAUCAGAACAACUACGAACUAAAAAUUACCAAAUUGUGUAAGUGAGGAUUCCCGAAACCAGUAAUAACAAGUUAUUCGAUAAUGAUACAGUGUUUAUGAGGCAAAAUAAUACUUUGUGAUAUGUGUAAUCAAAUUACUAUUAGAUACAAGGAAACCUGCAGUUACAUGAAUCACAUAAAAUAUCCAACCUAAGAAACAGUUAGCGCAAAAUUAGCAAACAAACCAGUUUAAUUGAAAUAAUCGAAUUUGUUUUCAUUACAACGUAAAAUCUACAAAAAAUAACACAUUUCCCAACGAUGUCGAAAUCAAGUGUAGUAGAAAAUUCCAUUAGCAAAGCACCCUUUAAAAUACGCGCGCACCGAAAACAAAACAGACCGACAUAAGCACUCAUACAGUCACACGCAACAAACACUACCACACACGCAAAUACAGCAGCAAGUUUCGGCAUAUACUUUUCGGCCAAUUUGUAAUUGAAAGACACAUCAAGGAAAAAAGGAAACAGAAAAGAGUUCAAAAUUUGACGUCAAAAUUAUACUGGCAACCAGAACAAACAAAAAAGCAAACACAAAGAACAACAAAUACAACAAACUGCCCUUUUUGAAAAACAACAUGCAAUUUUAAUAACUGAAAAUCUCACUGAUAGGAGCAGAAAUAAAUACACAACCAUUCUCUAGUUUAUCGAAAAUAGUAUAAAAAUUGAGACAAACUAUACCAGAGAGUGGGGAACGUGCAGAACGAUCUGCGUUUGAAAUUUAUCUCUAGUAGGAGAGUGAACGAGCUUUAGUACCAACAAAGUCGGUCACAUAAUGAGAGCGCGAAAUAUGCACAGGAAAAUAAAAUGGAGAUAAAAAGUGUGAAACGCGGAAAUAGUUAGAUAUGUAUAGUUGUGCUGUAAUCUAAAUCAGAUGUAAACAAGCGGCAAGAAAGAAACAAAAUGUUAAUGAAUGAAAAAUUGUAAUAUUUAUAUUUAAUAUGAGUAGGGAAAAAAUAAAAAAAAAACGUCGCAGGCGAGUAACUUGAUUGUUGAGUUGAAGCCAAUAGCAGCAAAGCACCAACAAAUGGCAAAUUCGACUGUUGAACAUAACAAUCGUUACUCAGAGAAUAGAGAUGAAAUAAACUGAAAUUGCUACACUGUCCAGUGA